Pogoniulus pusillus (Red-fronted tinkerbird) is the source of this 2292-nucleotide messenger RNA. RefSeq names its product cyclic nucleotide gated channel subunit alpha 1 (gene CNGA1). Lineage: Eukaryota; Metazoa; Chordata; Aves; Piciformes; Lybiidae. The record is from RefSeq and is a predicted model, not a curated record. Bases 2 to 1936 code for a protein of 644 amino acids. Gene Ontology annotation, molecular function: cGMP binding; protein-containing complex binding; intracellularly cGMP-activated cation channel activity. The transcript has 7 exons. Gene Ontology annotation, cellular component: plasma membrane; intracellular cyclic nucleotide activated cation channel complex. Gene Ontology annotation, biological process: monoatomic cation transmembrane transport.
CAUGAAAGUAGGAGUCAUUGAGACCCAUCACUCCCAUACAAUUGCUCCCAACGUGGUAGUGGGAGACAGCAGUGAGGACCCUGGAGCAAUGGACAAAGGGGAAAGCAGGCCAUGGUAUCUGCCUGGUGCACUUGCAAGCUACAACAGUAACAACAACAGCAAUAAAGAUGAGGAGAAGAAAAAGAAAAGAGAAAAGAAGAGCAGGUCAGAAAAAACUAAGGAUGGAGAAACAGGAAAGGCCAAGGAAAAAAAGGAGAAGAGCAAAAGUAAGGAUAAGUCCAAGAAGAAGGAAAGGAAGGAAGAGAAGAAGAAAGAUACUUUCAUCAUCGAUCCGGCAGGGAAUGUGUAUUACAACUGGUUGUUUUGCAUCACAAUGCCUGUCAUGUACAACUGGACCAUGAUUAUUGCUAGAGCCUGUUUUGAUGAGCUUCAGCACGACUACUUAGUGGCAUGGUUUAUUAUUGAUUACAUUUCUGAUGCCAUCUAUGUUGCUGACAUGUUUGUAAGGACAAGAACAGGUUACCUGGAGCAAGGUCUUCUGGUGAAAGAGCAACAGAAGCUUAAAGAAAAAUAUAAGACAUCCUUUCAAUUCAAAUUAGACUUUCUGUCAAUCAUACCAACUGAUCUCUUGUACUUUAAAGUAGGGCUGAAUUACCCUGAAUUACGAACAAACAGACUCCUCAGAGUAGCUCGGAUGUUCGAAUUCUUCCAGCGAACAGAAACGAGGACCAACUACCCAAAUAUCUUCAGGAUCUCAAACCUGGUCAUGUACAUUGUGAUAAUCAUUCACUGGAAUGCCUGUGUCUACUACUCAAUCUCCAAAGCCAUUGGAUUUGGGGCUGACACGUGGGUCUAUCCCAACACCUCUGAUCCCGAAUUUGCCCGUCUGACUAGAAAAUAUGUCUACAGUCUCUACUGGUCCACAUUAACCCUGACUACUAUCGGUGAGACACCCCCUCCUGUGAGAGACUCUGAGUAUUUCUUUGUGGUUCUUGACUUCUUGGUUGGAGUACUGAUUUUUGCUACCAUUGUUGGUAAUGUAGGCUCUAUGAUCUCCAACAUGAACGCUGCCAGGGCAGAGUUCCAAACGAAGAUUGAUGCUAUCAAGCAGUAUAUGCAUUUCCGGAACGUGAGUAAAGACAUGGAGAAAAGAGUUAUCAAGUGGUUUGACUACCUGUGGACCAACAAAAAGGCUGUAGAUGAAAGAGAAGUCUUGAAGUAUCUGCCAGAUAAACUAAGAGCAGAGAUUGCAAUCAAUGUUCACCUGGAAACACUGAAGAAAGUUCGGAUUUUCGCCGACUGUGAAGCAGGUCUGUUGGUAGAACUGGUUCUGAAACUCCGGCCGCAAGUUUACAGUCCCGGAGAUUAUAUCUGCAGAAAAGGAGACAUUGGACGAGAGAUGUACAUCAUCAAAGAAGGCAAGCUGGCAGUGGUUGCUGAAGAUGGAGUUACCCAGUUUGUGGUCCUCAGUGAUGGCAGUUACUUUGGAGAAAUCAGCAUUCUCAACAUCAAAGGCAGCAAAGCUGGCAACCGAAGAACAGCCAACAUCAGGAGUAUUGGGUACUCGGACUUGUUUUGCCUGUCUAAAGAUGAUCUCAUGGAGGCUUUAACAGAGUAUCCUGAUGCAAAGGCUAUGCUAGAAGAAAAAGGCAGGCAAAUCCUCAUGAAAGAUGGGUUGCUGGACAUGGAAAUUGCAAAUCUGGGAAGUGAUCCUAAAGAUCUGGAAGAGAAGGUCACCUACAUGGAAAGAGCGCUGGACAGAUUACAAACCAAUUUUGCCAGGUUGUUGGCUGAGUAUGAAGCUGCACAACAGAAACUGAAAAUAAGACUUACACAGAUUGAGAAAAUACUGAAGCCAGUCCUAAAGCAAGAAUUUGCAGACUUAGAAGCAGCAGAUUCACCCACAGAUAAACCUGGGAUGUCAGAAGUGGGAUAAGCAAACCGCUGGAGGUUGCUGCUAAGACUUAGGGUCAGAUCCUGCAGGAGGCUGAAAACAUUUCUAAGCUUUGUAGGAGCUGACUGUGAAUAAUGAAAACUUAUUUGUUGAGGUAAUGUCACUGAUUUCUGGUAAGCAACACAUAUUUGGCAGGUUUGGAGAAGAAAAUUCAGAAUGAGCAUGGAGGACAAUACCUUCCCCUUCACAAACAGGUGGUACUGUGUGCUGAUGCUUUAUGUACUCUUUCUGUAACACUGCUCUACAGCAAAUGCCUUCCAUUUAGAGGCAGUCAUGUAAAGAGAAAGCAGGUUGGAAGAGAGCUCCAAGCUCAUCCAGUCCAACCUAGCACCCAGCCC